AUGUUCCAAUUUUUCUGUGGGUAAGUAACUCAUUGAGCAUCUCACGGCAUUGAUGACGAAUUUUCUGCACAGAUUGAACCAAUUAAAAGUUAGAAAGUUGUGACCGAAUAAUGUCAUUUUGUGCUCAUCCUUGGUUACUUCUCUGUUUGCCGAAAAGUUGCGUUUUCUUCUCAAUUGAACCCUCAAAAACCGUUAUUUUACUUGUUUUAAGGUGACUCAAUAAGCCUAUGAGUAAAAACAGUAAAACGUCGGUCUUUACUGGUUUUUUUUGCCUGACUGAAUAAUCGUGAGUGAAAAAAUAAGAGCGUAGAUUGUGAAAUAGCGCGUUGUGAAAAAAUAAUUUCCGAUGGGAAAACCAGAACAAUUACAAUUUUUAGGCAAAUAUUCAUUUCCGACACAAAUCUGAGCAAUUUUGCGUUCGAAACAAUACAUUAGAUUAAAAAUGCCGAUUUUUUGCAAAAUCUGUCAAUUUUCGUCAGUCUUUCGAUGAAACCACGUGGAAAUGCGUUCUAGGCACGAUUUUAACAAAAAGAAAAGUGAAAAAGACGAGACAUUUCGCUAAAAUUUCACGAAAAAUCAGGACACGGUGAUUCUUUGCGAGGGUGCAGUGAGGAGAAGUAUCUAGAAAGUUCGGCCAUCGUCUCGCCGGCCAGCGGCACGCUUCCCAACUUCUGAUGCGUGCUGUUCGAAGAAUACUGAGUCAGUUUUCCUAAUUUAUUUAGAAAUGAAUUGGUUAUAAUUGAAACUCGCAACGAGCAACAAGAAACUCGCAGAAAUGUCUAGGGGUCACUGCUAAAACAGCUUUUUUCAAAAUAUAACUGCUCGUGCGUGCUUUUUGUGUCUCUUUGUUAUUAUAGGGGCACCGCACAGAAAUGGCGCUCUGUUGAGAAACUCUUUUUGCAGUGCAAAUUGAGCGACCUCGGGGCGGAGUUUGAAAAGUUAGGCCACGUUUUCAGUGGAAAAUUACUUCGCGGCCUAGAAAUUCUGCCAGAUUGCGAACAGCGCGCCCUUUCUAUCCGGUGCCCCUAUAAUAGUUUACAUCAUAAUGAACUCAUUCCCAAAAAGUCGAGUGAAAUGAAUCAGUAUUCAUCGAUCCGACGGCAAACAUCUGAAGUCUCAGAACAGCGGCGGCAGUCGUUCAAUUUUUCCUCUUUUUGUUGUGUAGAAAACAUCUUGUUAGAUGUCAGUAUAAUAACAAAAAACGCUGUGGUUGCCAUCAGUUACCGCUCGCACAUUUUUACUGCCUAGAUGAAAAAAGUGCUGCGCUAGAAAACAAAGCUGUGAAACCUAAGUUUGAACAAAAGUGUUCGCUUCGUUUACGAGCGAAUGCCAACAAAACGAUGAACGUUUUCCGUUUUUUCUCCGUUUUUCUCCGUUUUUCUCCGUCGAUUCGCCACAAAGUUGUGGCUGCUCGUUCUGCUCGAGCCGAAUGUUAAUUGCUCAAAGUCCUUACUCAUAAGCAGCGGCAGAAGAGCUCUCCUGAGAAGGCGCCGCCCAUUUCCUUCCUUCCGCUUUGCCGAAUACGAUUCCUUCUCGGCCUUCUCCUUUGCCAUUUCCCUCUUCUUUUUCCUCAUUCUCAUUAGACGAAGCCGACAGAGGGAGAGUUUGAUAGAACAUAUGCGUGUUACCUUGUCGGCUUCCGCUUUCGGUCGGCUCCAAGUCACGAGCUUCAGUGGACGGGGCACCACAAAGUACGCGUCGGCUACAACUACAAACAGCGACGUCUUCUGACUAGAAAAUUCAGAAAAAUUCAGAAAAAAAAGUUCAUUGAGUUCACGAUCUAAACAAUAUAUUCACUUGCCAGCCAAAAAAAUCGAUAAAUUGACUGUGUUCAGCAGAGCGCGUGGCCCCGAAUAAAGUUUGUGGUUGUGAUCGGAAAUUGCUCGUCAUUCAGUCAUUUCCGCUCGCUUUUCCGCGCGCGCGCGCUCUAAUCCAUAACUAACUGCUACUCUCGAGUCUCCAAGAACGGCCGUCUUUCUGGGUGGGUGGCUUUGCUCCUCUCUUUCUCUCUCUUUUUUUUCCUCCUCUUUUCGGAUGGUCCAAAAACAUUAUGUGCAUCAUGAAUAGAGCGGAAGAGAGAGUAGAGAAGAGAGAGUCACUUGGACCCUUUCCUCCCCCCCCUUCCUCCACUUUCCGCCCUUCUGAAGAGUAAAGAUGAAAAGGAGCAGAAGGAGAGGGAGAAGGAGACAAAGUCCAAGAUUUCAGACGGACUGAAACUCUUUGUUCCCCCUAUUUUUUGUUUGUUUCUUUUACUUUUUCUUCCUCUUUCUCUGACUCGCUUCUUUCGAUGACGUCUGAAAUUGAGAGCCUCUUCUUUUCUUCUUUCUUCCGUUUAUAAACAAUCUUCCGUCGUCGUCUCUCUGUCGGUUUCUACAACUAUAUACAUAUAUACAACUUGACGUUUUUUUGAGCCUCCUUGGAAAAAGUGACGAGGAUUGAAAUGUGUCACGAUUUCUGAAUACGCAUAGAUUUUGUAUUUUCAGCUCAAAAAUCAUGUCACUAAAUUUAUCCGAAAGUUAAGUUAUCGACAUGUCUCGAACACUUGGCGAAACAUUUUUCUUGUUCGAACUUUUCUAGUGUAUAUCGGAAAAUCACUAAUUUCUCUCUCUCUCUCUCUCUCACUCUCACACAUUUCUUCAUGAUUCUCACCUCGUCACGCUUGGCAGUGCCUGGCAGUGCCUGGCAGCGCCUGGCACCGCUUUUGCGUUUGUAGUAGCAAAACGUGGCCCUCUCGUUUGCGCAGAGUUCGUGUAAAGGUGGGUGCCACGUGGCUUUCCGGAUGAACCCCGAAAUGCACCCCAUCCCUACCCGCUUCCCACCCACCCACACACACGAAUAACAUGGGCAUUUCUGUGCGUCUCUCCGGGAUUCGCUCGCAUCUCGCCGCUCCGGGCUGUCGUCGUCGUCGUCGUCGUCGAAAUCCCGUCGUUUUUUCAGUAUUUUUCCGAGGCGCGUGCGCGAGCGGCCGGGGAGCUCCUCGUCGAAAACAGCGUGUGCUUCUUCUUCUCCUUCUCCUUCUUCUUCUGUUACUACUGCUCCCCCAUCUAUGCACACAUCUCCUCCCUCUCGCCGUCUCCUCUCCGAAUCUCAAAUCCGCGCCCGCGCGCGCGCACACACACUAUUUCUCCAGAUCCAUAAACUUUUGGAGGGAGGAGAGAAAGAGAGAGAGAGAGAGAAAUCUGUCCGGUACCGGUAUCAUUCAAUUAUAGUACGUCUCUUUCCGAACUUGUCUAUUCCUGAGCCGCUCCCCCUCGAUUUCCAUCCGGCUCUGCGCGUAAGUUGCCCCCAUGGGACACCUUUUUUUGCGGCUUUCUCCCUCUCUCUCUUCCAUCGGGUUUUUGAGCUUUUGAAGGUUCUGUGAACUGUUUCUACAAGUUGUAAUGUUCAGAAUGGCGGUGUUCAAGAAGCUGCGCAAAAACAAGGAUAAGAGCCUUCCGCUGCCCGAGCCAGAAGCCGUCAAACCACUGGAUAAACGUGUUGGCAUCGAAUCCUACAGGUCCGUUUUCCCUUUUAAAAAAAAACCGAAAGCUUUGCAACUAAGCCUCCGAGUUUCAGAGAAUUCUUCACGCUCAAAAACUGGUGGAAGACGGUGGAUCGAAAGCGCGUCGAGGCGGCGACGUACAUGUUCAGCAAGUGAGUAGUUUUUUUUCCCACGCAUGUGCAUGGUCACUUGAUAUUGGCAGCCGGGAGCUUUGAGCAUUGAGCACAUUUGUGGCGCGACUGAUUACGUGUGCCCUACAAAAAAAACCGACAAGGUGCACUUUGUGGACGGACUAUAAAAAGCGAAUAGCGUGCGCAUUGAUGGAUGAUUCAUUCUGACACACACACAAACUUUUUGUCUGACGGCACUGAUUACCACCAGUGGGACCGAGUGAAGCAUCCAAGAAUGAACUUGAACGAGGACCGUGUUGGAUAGCCCAUGAAACAUUCGGGAAUUGAGAAUUUCCAGAAGAAAGUGUGAAAAAAAACGCCCCAAUCGAAUCACCAAGGGGGCCGCGGUUCCCUAGGUGACUUGUGCGGGCUCACGUACACGUAAUCAACGGGUGGUAGAAGCGGUGCGCACGAGCGAGAGUCAGCCAGCAAGCGAGAGCCUCUAGCGAAAAGGGGCGGGUGUGUGUGUAUGAGUGUCUCGUCGUCGGUCGCGUGAGCCGGUUGGAGUCAUCCAUCCAUUCAUCCACUCGUCCCCAUCCGCCCAGCCCUCCCUCCUCCCAAAACCAUGGGAAGCGGAGCGUCAAAGUCGACGGCGUCGGCUGAAAAGGCGAAACCGCCGGAACCGGCCGGUGGUGGUGGUGGUCAGCAGCCGGCGGCUGAAACGCCCACCCUCGACACUCGACUACCGUACCCGAACUUUCGCGAACUGUUCACGAUGAAAAACUAUUGGAAGACGGUGCGACGAAACGAGAAGGACUGCGGAAAGUUUAUGUUCGCCAAGUAAGAAGCAUUUUGUUGUCAUUAUGUGUGUGUGUGUGUGACGCAUGCGCGCGUAUCAAUCUCUUUUUUACCUCGUCCGCUUCGGAUAUGGAUAUCUGUUAUCAAAAGAGUUAAUCCCCCCAAUGUGGUGGGAAAAAAGGCGGCGCGCAACCGCGGGUAAUCAGGUGGUCAUUUCUCGAUUCCGGGGAAAACGCAUAAAACAAGUGCAUCGGCGAUUGUACAUGUAGCCGUCAGCGUCUUGUCAGAGACGUGUUGACACUAGCCAAAAUGGAAUAAUAAUAAUGAAAAGCAAGCGAGAAUUUUUCAGGUAUUUGAACGAUUUUCCGGAGAACAAGGACAUGUAUUUGAAGUUGAAAAAUGUGAAAGCCGACGUCGACAUGAAUUGUAGCGAUCCGGGCUUCGAAGCGGUCGCCGCGCAAUAUUUAAAGGUGAGCAGGUGCAAAAAUCAUGUGAGCACACUCAUCUGAAUGUGCUCUUUUCAUACUCAUACACAUGCCUCUUAAGGUGUUUGACGAUGUCAUAAAUGCGGUCGAGGAGAAGCCGGGAGACGUGCAGACGGCGUGCGAUAGGCUCAUCUCGGUGGGAAAAAUGCACCGGGCAAAGGUGAGUUCGUUGUGCUGGAAUAGUGCUGGAUUUGAUCGUUUCCAGGUAUCCGGCAUGACGUCGACAUCGUUCCAAAACAUGGAAGAGCCGUUCAUCCAGAUGGUCAAAUACAUCCUCCAGGACCGAUUCAACGAGAAAGCCGAGACUUUGUAUAGGAAAUUCUUUCAGUUUUGUCUAAAAUAUCUGCUCGAAGGCUUCAACAAGUAAUCCCCCCCGGUGUCACUUUUUCAUCACCCCCACCCCUGCCCCCCGCCCAAAUAGAUAUACUUGUCUGUGUAGGUCAAAAAGGAAGCUUUGUAAAUAUGAAAGACAAAAACAAGGAAUAACAGUAAUAAUAAUAAUAACAAUAAUAAUUGGAAGACGGGUCCUUUUCUCUUCUUCUUCUUCUUCUUCUCCCUCUCUCCCACGCACUUGACACCCAUACCCAUACACCAAAUUGUUCUGAUAUUUUGCACCACACAACGAACAUUGUACACGUUUCUCUCUCCUCGAAUCCUGUCCAUUUUGUCGUCGUCUCUUCACACAUUUACCCGAAUAAAAGUAAUUGAAAACCAAAAAAAAAAGAAACAAAACGGGCGGCGAGAACGGUUCACAGAUUAUCCGAUUGUUAUUUUUCACGCGCGAUGACACGUGUCGAUGACGGGAAACGGGACUGACUGAAAGUGAAGUUUGGAACAGAACACCACGUCAUCUUCGUGUCGAAAGGUGUCUAGAAAUGAAGUUAGCCGAAAUGGAUUAUAGCAGGAAGCGAUCGGAAAUCUACAGACUUGCAACGGGCCGGGCCGGGCCAAAAUUGGAAAUUUUCCGGCCCGGCCCGGCCCGCGGCCCGGGAGUUGACCGCCGUUUUCUUCAAGCACUUUGUCUUCGUCCAUUUUUACCCACCAAACAUUGAAAACGGCCUACGUUAUCGUCGUUUUGCUUCAAUUUUGAAGAUUCAUUGUAAAAACCAGCAGAAAUAGAAAAAAAGACGAAAAAGGCAAUGUUAUAGCAUAAAAACCUGUUAAAAAACAGAAAUUGCUGUUUAAAGUCGCAAAAUUUUCACAAAAAUUACGAAAAUUUUCUCAAGAGUGGGCGGAACGAUUGAUUGCAACUCUGGCACGCCAUUUUCGCAAUUUUGCCGCACGCGUUUUCCUCUUCCUUCAUAUUUUUUUUGCAUAUUUUUUUUGAGGUCUAACUUCCGGGCCGACGAUUUGCUGGCCCGGCCCGGGAUUUGGCAAGUCUGGAAAUCUACGAUUGGCUUUAAGGUGGGCAUCGGGCCCAAACUUUGCAGGAUUCUUUUUUUUUUAGGCUUGGAACGACUUUUGACUUUGUGACUCCUCAAAUCCGCUGUCAUCAUUUCAAGUGUUCAAAAUUUCGACUAAACGGCAAAUUUUUGGUGGGCUACAGGUAAGAUCUCUCAAUGCGCAACUCCUUAAAUGUACUUUGACAGCUCGAGACACGUACAAAGAAUGUGCGAUAAGAUACAAAGACGAAAAAUCAAUAAAUAUGUCAGCAAAGUGCAGCCGUUCUCUUCUGUUCAGUUCAAAGGUACCGCACGCGAAAAUUUCACGCCCUUUGUUUCCAUUUUCUUGCGGGGAUAGACUGGCGGGAGGUUCGAUAUUCUCUCUGACACUUUCACUCUUCUACCACCCUUCCAUUGAUCCCUAAUCCGUCCGGUAACCCGUCUCCAAUCGGUUAUAUAUAAACCGUUUCUGAACACUCUUGCCUCUUUUCCUUUCCUUUCCUUUCGUUCCGCGUAAAAUAGAAACUGUCCAAACUACGUGAUCAACAUGAUCUUAUCACUUGAUUUUGUGUUGUGACACUUUCUUUGUCCAGUGUAAACUGCCAAUCGCCACCGUAAUCUCUCUGUUGUUUUUUACCCCCUCUCACCGUCACUUUGACGCCCCAGAAUGGGCGGCGGGCCGCGUCGCGCCUAUUUAUUCAGGGGCCGAUCCGCGAAACAGUGAGAAGGAGAAGAAGAAACACGAAGAAUCGAGGUCAUCCCUCACUUUUCCCUCAUUCGCUUAGCCUCUAGUCUCCUUCGGAUCCCGAAGUGUAGCGAAAUGAGUCGAAAUCUAGUCCAGAUCCGAUUUCUUCGUGUUUCUAAUUGCCUUCAUUCACCAGAAGCAUUUUUGCAGCAUGGUCGGUUCGCGUGUCGCCAAAAAAACCGAUCAUCCGGAAAUGUUCUCCCGGCUCGUCGACGGUCCCGAACGGAUUCGAGAAAGUGUACAGGUGUCGAGUGAGUCAAAUAAAAAAGCGGUGAAAAUGGUCAGCUAAGAAGUUUUUUCAAUUUUUUUCGGAAAAAAAAUGGUAUACUGCAAACUGAUGUAAUUUUUGGCGCCAAUGAUAUAAAUAGUUUGAGCACGAGCUUUUUAGUGACAAGAAUCUUUUAAGAAUCACGGGCUCCAGAGCUGACAAUGUGCGCAAGUGCGCCCCGCCCCAUAGAGCGAUACAUUGGCGCGAAAUUCAAAUUUUAACAGCAAAAUUUGUGUUUUUUGCCAGAUUAGCCACGAAAAACCGAUAAUUUCUCAUUUUUCUCUCGAUAGACUGAUUGUAUAGGCUAUUACGAAUUUCUUAAGCGCAAGAGCGUUAAAUUUGGUCAAGUCGCAAAUCACAUUUAUCCGUUUGAAGUUUUUUGGCCAAAACUGCGUGCAUUUCAGUUGCUUUCCGGUAGUUUUCGCGGUUCGAGCGCUCAAAAUGCUUGUAUUUACGUGAUUUAUCAUUCUCAAAACCAAUUCUGUCUGAAAACGGUCAAGAAAGCGCAAAAUGAGAAGUGCGGUUUUUAGGCGGCGAAGGCGAAAAAGCGAAAUUCGCGAAAAAUGCGCCAAAACGUCAUUAAUUCUGAGAAUUAGUGUGUUUUCAUGUCGAACAAUCAUUUUUCAUCGCCGUUGACCACAAAAAUCAGAGAAAACCUGCUCAAUUCAUGAAAACGCCAUUUGGCCGAGGGGGCCACGCCCAUAUUGUCAGCUCUGGAGACCGUGGCGCGCUCUAUCCAAUGCUGUAAAUAGUUUGAGCACUAGCUUUUUAGUGACAUGAAUCUUUUAAAAAUACUGUCAAUGUUCCACUAUUCAGCGCCAAUCACCGGCUGCCCGGACGGAAUCACAAAGACCGUCUGGGACGUGCUCACCAGAAGUGCGCAACUCAAUCCAGACGCGCCGUUGUUCGGCGAGUGCAUCGACGGCGAACACGUGUUCACCACCUACCGGGACGCUGUGAACGAGGCGACGAUCAUCGGGUCGGGCAUUAUUGCGACCAUGCACAAACUCGACUCCGCCAACAAACUCAUCGGGAUCGCCGGCGUGCACUCGAGGAACUAUAUGCACACGAUGCACGCCAUCUCGGGCUUCGACCUCACCGUUGUGCCCCUCUACCAUCAGAACAAACUGGAGACGCUUUGGUGAGUCUUCGAGUCUACUGAGAAACCAUUUUCGAGCCACACAUCAAAACGUGUACAAAAAAUGAAGUUCCUGCUGUCAAACCAUCUGGUUGUUUAUUGCGUACACGACGUCUCAUCAAAAAUCUCUUACAGCGACAUCAUUGACAACUGCAAACUGGAGAUCAUCUUCUGCGAAAACACGUCACGCGCCGAAGGGUUUCUGUCGUCGAAAAGCGGGGACCGUCUUCGAUCGGUGAAGACGCUCAUCAUUCUCGAAAAGACGACGAGCCUUCCGAGCCACCACGAGUGCGACGUGCUCAGUUUCGACGAGUUCCACCGACUCGGCAGCGAGAAGCGACGAGAUCCGAUCAAACCGAAGCCCGCGACGAUCUACGUGAUUUGUCACACGAGCGGAACGACGGGCCGUCCGAAGGGUGUCGAGAUGUCGCACGGCGCGCUUCUGGCGUGCGUCGCCGGCAUCUUCACCUCGUGGACAAUCGCCUACAAAUGGAAGUUCGGCCAGGAAGACGCCUAUUUCAGUUUCCUAUCGCUCGCGCACAUUUACGAGCAUCUCAUGCAGACGCUGAUGCUCUACUUUGGCGCCCGAAUCGGAAUCUACAACGGGAGCGUCGCCACGUUGGUGCCGCAAAUUCAAAAGUUGCAGCCGACAAUUGUGUCGCUUGUGCCACGUCUUCUCAACAAACUGUACGAGGGAGUGCACAACGAGAUUGCCACCAAGAACAUCGUGGUUCGCUUCCUGUUCGAGCACGCGAAGAAGGUGGUUGUCAAAUUUGAAAUUUAAAAUGGAAAAAAAAACAACGUCAACUUUGUUUCAGACAAAAGCCAAACAGCUCGAACAAGGCGUUCUCAGAUAUGACACUUUCUUCGACAAAAUCGUCUUCAAAAAGGUUUGAUUUGGCUGGCUUCUUUUUGAAAAACUUGCAAUAUUUUGAUCGGUUAGGGCCCGAUCGGAGUGUGGGCAAGUGGCCAAGGCGGGGCCGGCCAAUUGCCUACCCCUGGCGAAUCCUUCGAAGUUUCUCUUCUAAUUCCCGUGUCUUGCAGCUGAAACUGAAACUGGGCGGUAAACUGAAGGUACUGACGACUGGCGGUGCCCCGGUGACCAAAGAGGUCAAGACGUUCACACGAUACGCGUACGGAUGUCCCCUGGUCGAGGGAUACGGUCAGACCGAGUGUAGUGCCGCGGGGACGCUCACCCUUCCCUGGGACACCACCUACGGAAACGUCGGCGGACCGGCACCGUGGUCCCAAGUCAAACUGGUGGAUGUGCCCGAGAAGAACUAUUUGGCGCAGAACGACGAGGGAGAAGUGUGCUUCCGAGGCGCCGCACUCAUGAGCGGGUACUUCCAAGAUCCGGAGCUGACGAAGAAGACGAUUGACGAGGAGGGAUGGCUGCACACGGGCGACAUUGGAAAAUGGCUGCCGACGGGCGCGCUGCAGAUCAUCGACCGCAAAAACGAGAUGUUCAAACUCUGUCAGGGUGACUUUGUGUCGCCGAUCCAGAUCGAGGCGAUCUACGCCAACUCGCCGCUAAUCACGCAGAUCUACGUGACCGGCAGCACGGAACGCUCGUUCCUCGUCGGAAUCGUCGUUCUCGAUCUGUCGCGCUUCAAGCAGCUUCCGAUUGUGAAGGCACUCGAGGCGAACGAUCCGAUCGAGAAGAUUAUGACGAAGAAGGAGGCGCGCGAUGCGGUGCUCGUAGAGCUGAACAAGUAUGCGAAGGAGAACGGGCUGCAGACGAUCGAGUUGAUCAGAAAUGUGCAUUUGACUUCGCAGGUAUCCCCUAACGAAUUAAUCAGUAGAACCCCAGAUCAUUUUUCAGGAAUUCAGCGAAGAGAACGGACUCGUCACCUCUACUCUCAAGAAUCGCCGAAAGAUUCUCGAAGACUAUUUCGCUGAGGAAACUGCAAAGUUGUACAAAGAGAUCAAUACUUUGUGA
Molecule: messenger RNA, 10346 nt
Organism: Caenorhabditis sp. 36 PRJEB53466
Lineage: Eukaryota; Metazoa; Nematoda; Chromadorea; Rhabditida; Rhabditidae
Source: the annotation of a GenBank genome assembly